This is a messenger RNA of Suillus fuscotomentosus, 444 nucleotides long. Its product is annotated as WD40-repeat-containing domain protein. The annotation marks the transcript as partial. Lineage: Eukaryota; Fungi; Basidiomycota; Agaricomycetes; Boletales; Suillaceae. Gene Ontology annotation, cellular component: cytoplasm; TORC1 complex. Gene Ontology annotation, biological process: regulation of autophagy; cellular response to amino acid stimulus; TOR signaling. Gene Ontology annotation, molecular function: protein binding; protein-macromolecule adaptor activity. The transcript is spliced from 3 exons. The record is from RefSeq and is a predicted model, not a curated record.
CUUGUGCUAGAUUGGAAACAAUCGGGUGGCACGCUGCUGGUUGGGGGCGACUCUCGUAUCAUCUGUGUAUGGGAUGCCCACAUGGAGACUCAAGUCCUGGAUCUAGAAACUAAUUGCGAGAGUCCUGUGACAUCUAUCACAUCUGAUCAGGGCUCGUCAUCCACAUUCAUUAUUGGCUUUGCCGAUGGCCUGGUCAAAAUUUUCGAUUGUCGACUAGAGGAAGAGGACGCUAUUGUUAGAUCGUAUCAUGACCAUCACUCAUGGGUACAGAAUGUCAAAUACCACCCACGCAUCAGCGGUCAGUUCUUGUCUGGAAGCCUCGCUGGCAAAGUCCGUCUGUGGGAUUUGAGAGGCUCUGAUACAGUGAUUCAGGCUUGGGACUUACACCAUACGGGCUUGUCUGCGUUCGAUGUACAUUCACAGACGGGCGUGUUUGCCACGUAA